UACGAUGUAACUACAACCCAGCCCAUGCAGCAGUAUAUUAAUGACUAACCUUAUAUUGCAGUUGUUCUCCUGACUGAAGUUUGGUCUGUUUAGCAUCCUGCCAUGCGAUUACAUGGAAAAUACACCUCUCUCAAGGCGCUGCUGCUGCGGUGCUACUCCCUUUACGGCCUGGGUGAUGGUACCGCUCUCGAGCUCAUGGAGAGCACACUCCUUGCUAGGAACAGAUGACAGCGGAUUUCUCUUCACUCACGUCUUCCUCUGACAUAUGCUGGUGCGAGCUGGUCUCACCAACUCCCCGCUGCUGGCCGCGAAGGGUUACCGCUCACCCGCAGAAGAAGCGGAUUGAAUUCUCCUGACUACCAGGAGCUUCAGCAUUCAGACAAUAGUUCCCGACUGACCAGCAGCAUCUCCCACGCCCCCACCGAUUCUCCCAGGGGCCUCAUCGAUGGUGGCUAGGAUCGGGGCACCGUGGAAAAGGGCUGUUUUUUUAUCAUCAGUGUGACUUGUGUCGUCUUUGCAUACCUCCACAAUGGUAUAUCAUUUAAUCUUAAGAAAGAAAUUGGAGUAUUAACGCGUUUCCCACCAGAAGAGCCCAAGUACCUUAAGUGGUACGUGUACCACAGUUUGAGAAAGACUGGUGUAUAGAAAAGGAUAUUGGCAUAUAUGCCAACACUGUUUGCUCUCGUACCUUUUUUGUGCCCAUUGAGUUCUAUUAUAAUCAUAUAUUUCAAAUAUACUGUAAUCCUGACAUGUUAUAAUGCUUUUCCCAUGAAUACCUAAUGGAUCUAAGGUUCUGCCUUCAAAAUGAAGGAAAAAUAGGUUUUGGAUGAAAUGAGUACUCUCAUCACCGGAUAUAGGCAGAACUCCACCUUAGACAUUUUCAGUGGAGGCCUGGUUUUGAAUGCAGGACCACCAUAAAAAUGGUGUGGAUGUGCUGGGAUUGAUAUAAGAGAGUGGUGUGAAUGUGAUUGAGAAUAAAUUUUGUGUGUGUGUGUAAUUAUCAAAGGCCAAAGGGGCUGUGUUUAUGUUCUUUCUUGAUCAAAGACAGCCUCCUCUCGCUUAUUGUAUGCACGGUAUAACAUGUUUAUGCAGGUGCCCCUUUGAAGUCUGUGAGAAUAAUUUGGAGCCUGGUUUUACUGGUAAUUUCCAGUGUUCCCAACUUAGAGACUUUGUCGCUAUGUUUUAUUAGCGAGUUUUCAGACCCCCUUAGGGACUUUUUUUUUUUUUCUCAAAAAGCGACUAGUAACAAAUCUGGCGACUUUUACUGGUGUUAUUAGGAAGACUUAAUGCCGUGUUCUCCUUCGUUUGGUACAUAACUGUUUUGGGGGCAAAUAAAAUGCAAGUAGGGAUUAAAACCGCAGAAAUAAGGAUUACCCGGUGCUGGAAAUGCUAGCGCAUGAUGCAGUGUUUUGAUUUUGUUGCCACUCGUACCCACAAUGCAAUGCGCGAAAGUCACGUGGUCUUUCAAUCUCUAUUGUUGUUCUUGCAAAUACAGUUGGAGAGAAAAAAAAAGGACAACCAAUAGCGAUUUUCCUUACUGAGGAUUUUGCAACACUGGUCAUUUCUGCACCAUGGAGCCCACAUUGAAUUCAGACGAGGCUGUUGCUGCAGUCUUGCAGUCUUCCGAAAGCGAAAAAGAUAGCACUAGCAAUGAAGAAGGGGAGGAAUAUCUGCCAGGCAAUGAGGAGCUUUGCAGCUCGUCGGAGGAGGAGAAGGAGGAAGAGACAAAAAUGGAGCUUGACAGUCAGUGGAGAUCGAAAAAUGGGGAAAUCCUGUGGUGUCCCACACACGAAGAGACCCUGCGAUUUUUCCCCGCUUCCAUUUUAACCCCAGGACCAACCCAUUACGCAACUGCUAGGAUCAGCAGCCCCGUGAGUGCUUUUGAUCUUCUUUUUGCGGAGGACCUUAUGCAGCUAAUCCGGCAUUUUACCAACCUGCAGGGGAAGAGGUCGGUAAAACAGUGGAAGGACGUAGGUGAGGAGGAGCUGCGGGCUUACAUGGGGCUGCUGAUCCUUGCUGGCCUGUACAGGUCUCAACAUGAAGCUACAGAAAGCCUGUGGGAUGGGGUGACAGGACGUGUUAUUUUUCCUGCUACAAUGUCACGAAAAAGAUUCCAGCAAAUUAAUAUGGCCCUAAGAUUUGACGAUCGUCUUUCCCGUCCAGGUUGCCGCAGGGAGAAUAAGAUGGGUCCUAUAAAGGAUUUAUGGAGCAAGUGGAGUAGCCGCCUGCCCACAUUUUUUAAUCCAGGGAGGGAAAUAUGUGUGGAUGAACAGCUGGUCCCUUUUAGGGGCCGCUGUUCAUUCAAACAAUAUAUGCGCCUCAAACCUGCAAAAUAUGGGCUAAAGAUCUGGGCCUUAUGCGAUGUGCAGACCUCCUAUGCCUGGAGGCUGCAGAUAUACACAGGGAAGUCUGAAUCAGCAAAGAGGGAGGUUAGUCAAGGAAUGCAGGUGGUGCUUGAUUUGACAGACGGGCUGAAGGGCCACACAGUAACAAUGGACAAUUUUUUUACAUCAUUUCCUCUUGCAGAGGAAUUGAGGAAGAGGAAGAUGGCCCUGGUGGGCACUCUGAGGAUUAACAAACCUGAGCUGCCCCCACAGCUGCUGAACAUUCAACACAGAGAGGUAAUGUCCUCUGUCUUUGCUUUUAGUCGCAACGCUGCUUUGGUAUCCUAUGUGCCAAAGAAAUCAAGAAAUGUUCUCCUGUUGAGCACAAAGCACCGUGAGCCACAAGUCGAGAACUCUGGCAAGAAAAAGCCCCAGAUCAUCCUGGACUAUAACAAGUGCAAAGGGGCUGUGGAUCAUCUAGAUCAGGUUUGUGGCACCUACUCCUGCCGUCGGAGGACACGUAGGUGGCCCAUGUGUCUGCUGUAUCAUAUGAUUGAUGUAAGCUGCUACAACGCUUUUGUCCUCUUCACUGCUGUGGACACAGAGUGGAACAAAGGAAAGCGCUAUUGCCGGCGUCUGUUCAUAGAGCAGGUUGGCAGAGCACUCAUCACCCCGACCAUGAUGAAGAGAAGCCACCUGCCUAGAACACCGUUUGCAGUCAGCCUGGUCUUACAAGCCCAGGGCAAAGAGCAGCAGGAUCAGCAGGAGAAAGAGGAAGAGCAGCAGGAGGAGGAGGAAGAGCAGCAGGAGGAGGAGUGGGAGUCGCCUUCCAAAAAGCGGAAGCAGUGCGCAUCGUGCAAACAGCGCAAAAGGAUCAUAACCAACUGCUGCAAAUGUGGUGCCCCUGCCUGCAAAAUCCAUCUGAAAACACUUUGUGGUUCAUGUUAUAAAAUGUAAAUUACAUCUUUGUUCAGUUUGUUGUUGAGUUUAUUCAGCUCAGUUCAGUUUGUUUUUGCAAAAAAUUGUCAUUGUUCCAAAAAUAAUAAUGCAUCCAAAUCAAUGUUGUUAUCAAUUACUGACCUAUUCAAGGCUGUAAUAACCUCAUGCCAAAUAUUUUGUUUUGCAACUAAUUUUUGGAAAACAUUACAGAUUGUGGGUUUUUCCCAUUAAAAAUCAGGGAUCUUUAUGACAAUAAGGGCAUUAAAAACAUAAAAAAAAAUGAAAAACUUUAUACAUAUGGUUAGGUCUGAAGUUGUUGAAAAGAUCUGAUGUGAAAAAUUUUUAUAUAUGACAUCGUAACACUUUUGUGGGCGCAAUCAUGUGGGGUCCCGAGGGCAAAAGUGAUCUUUUUUUUAAAAACUGAUUGCUCCAAAAAUAAUAAUGCAUCCAAAUCAAUGUUGUUAUCAAUUAUUGACCUAUUCUAGGCUGCAAUAAACUCAUGGCAAAUAUUCUAUUUUGCAACUCAUUUUUGGAAAAUAUUGCAGAUUAUGGUUUUUUCCAA
Oreochromis niloticus (Nile tilapia) is the source of this 3825-nucleotide messenger RNA. RefSeq names its product piggyBac transposable element-derived protein 4. The transcript is spliced from 2 exons. The record is from RefSeq and is a predicted model, not a curated record. The coding region runs from base 1572 to 3281 and encodes 569 amino acids. Lineage: Eukaryota; Metazoa; Chordata; Actinopteri; Cichliformes; Cichlidae.